This is a messenger RNA of Cavia porcellus (domestic guinea pig), 1374 nucleotides long. RefSeq names its product sphingolipid delta(4)-desaturase DES1. Gene Ontology annotation, biological process: ceramide biosynthetic process. Gene Ontology annotation, molecular function: sphingolipid delta-4 desaturase activity. Gene Ontology annotation, cellular component: membrane. The coding region runs from base 231 to 1094 and encodes 287 amino acids. The transcript is spliced from 4 exons. Lineage: Eukaryota; Metazoa; Chordata; Mammalia; Rodentia; Caviidae. The record is from RefSeq and is a predicted model, not a curated record.
GAGCCUCAGCCGCCGCUCUCUGCUCCCGCCCUAGCCGCCGGAGCGCGGUCCAGCCGCCGCCAUGGGGAGCUACGUGUCGCGGGAGGACUUCGAGUGGGUCUACACCGACCAGCCGCACGCCGCGCGGCGCCGCGAGAUUCUGGUGAAGGACAUUUCAUGUAAAUGAAAUCGUACUGCUUGAGUGAUGGCGUCUUUCACUAUUACCAAAGUAUCCAGAGAUAAAAUCCUUGAUGAAACCUGAUCACAACUUGAUAUGGAUUAUCAUGCUGAUGGUUCUCAUCCAGCUGGUUGCCUUUUACUUAGUGAAAGACUUGGACUGGAAAUGGGUCAUGUUUUGGGCCUAUGUCUUUGGCAGCUGCAUGAACCACUCAAUGACUCUGGCUAUUCAUGAGAUUGCACACAACUUCACCUUUGGUCACCACAAGGCAAUGUGGAAUCGCUGGUUUGGAAUGGUUGCAAAUCUUCCUUUUGGGCUUCCAAUUUCAAUUUCCUUUAAGAGGUAUCACAUGGAUCAUCAUAGAUACCUUGGAGCUGACGGCAUUGAUGUGGAUAUUCCUACUGACUUUGAAGGCUGGUUCUUCUGUACCACUUUCAGAAAGCUUAUAUGGGUUAUUCUUCAGCCUCUUUUUUAUGCCUUUCGACCUCUGUUCAUCAAUCCCAAACCAAUUUCUUAUCUCGAAAUCAUCAAUAUUGUGAUUCAGCUUGCUUUUGACAUUUUAGUUUACUAUCUUUUAGGAAUUAAAUCUUUAAUUUACAUGUUGGCAGCAUCCAUCCUUGGUCUGGGCUUACACCCGAUUUCUGGACAUUUUAUAGCAGAACAUUACAUGUUCUUAAAGGGACAUGAAACCUACUCAUAUUAUGGGCCUCUGAACUUACUGACCUUCAAUGUUGGUUAUCACAAUGAACAUCAUGACUUCCCCAAUGUUCCUGGAAAGAACCUUCCACUGGUGAGGAAGAUAGCAGCGGAAUACUAUGACAACCUGCCCCACUACAAUUCCUGGGUGAAGGUGCUGUACGACUUUGUGAUGGAUGAUACCAUAAGCCCCUACUCCAGAAUGAAGAGGGCUCCAAAAGGGCAGGAGGUGCUGGAGUAAAGCUCAUCACAGCAGAGGAAUCCCCUGCGAAGCCUGGGAAUAGCCGACCCAGUGUACUCUGUGAGAGGAGGCCUCAGGUCAGCAGUGCUUACGAGCCAGCCGCCUCACCCACUUGUGUUUCGGCUGGGAUCUCAGUGGAGUCAGCCUGGCCCUGUGUGCUCAGCUUACCUCGCUUGCUGUGAUCUCUUCCCUGGGAAGGGGCGUCUCCUCCCACGUCUGUCAUUGUGUAAGCAGAGUUUUACUUUACUAAAACAGCUAAUAAACUAAAAUAUGGAUUUCA